Coregonus sp. 'balchen' is the source of this 5491-nucleotide messenger RNA. The record is from the annotation of a GenBank genome assembly. NCBI's taxonomy places the organism in Eukaryota, Metazoa, Chordata, Actinopteri, Salmoniformes, Salmonidae.
AUAUGCACGGGACAUUCAUGGUGUUGCUUCCUGUCAGUAUGAUCAUAAUGGUCGUCGGGGGAGUGAUGGGGUUCAUCGGCCUGCUGGCUAGAGCAUACCUACUACUGCUGAUGACUGGUGUACUGUUACUACUGGGAGGUAAGCACCCUAUACCCUACACCCUAUACCCUACACAAUACACCCUAUACCCUACACAAUACACCCUUACCACCAGAGCAUACCUACUACUGCUGAUAACUGGUGUACUGUUACUACUGUGAGGUAAGCACCCUAUACCCUACACCCUAUACCCUAUACCCUAUACCCUACACCCUAUACCCUACACAAUACACCCUUACCACCAGAGCAUACCUACUACUGCUGAUAACUGGUGUACUGUUACUACUUGGAGGUAAGCACCCUAUACCCUACACCCUAUUCACUACACACUAUACAAGCCCCACCACCAAACCACAACAGUUUAUCUACUGUACCUAUCACUUUCCACUCUCAUUUAUACUCAAAGUACACUGAACAAAAAAAAUUUAACAACAUGCAACAAUUUAAAAUAUUUUACUGAGUUACAGUUCAUAUAGGGAAAUCAGUCAAUUGAAAUAAAUUCAUUAGGCCCUAAUCUAUGGAUUUCACAUGACUGGGAAUACAGUUAUGCAUCUGUUGGUCACAGACACCUUAAAAAAUAAAGGUAGGGGUGUGGAUCGGAAAACCAGUCAGUAUCUGGUGUGACCACCAUUUGCCUUAUGCAGCACGACACAUCUCCUUCGCAUAGAGUUGAUCAGGCUGUUGAUUGUGGCCUGUGGAAUGUUUUCCCACUCCUCUUCAAUGGCUGUGCGAAGUUGCUGGAUAUUUGCGGGAAGUGGAACACGCUGUCGUACCAGUCGAUCCAGGGCAUCCCAAACAUGCACAAUGGGUGACAUGUCUGGUGAGUAUGCAGGCCAUGGAAGAACUCUGACAUUUUCAGCUUCCAGGAAUUGUGUACAGAUCCUUGCGACAUUAUCAUGCUGAAACAUGAGAUGAUGGCAGCAGAUGAAUGGCACGACAAUGGGUCUCAGGAUCUCGUCACGGUAUCACAGUAUGGCCAUUGAUAAAAUACAAUUGUUUUUGUUGUCUGUAGCUUAUGUCUGCCCUUACCAUAACCCCACCGCCACCAUGGGACACUCUGUUCACAACGUUGACAUCAGCAAACCACUCGCCCACACAAUGCCAUACACAGGGUCUGCGGUUGUGAGGCCGGAACAUUUCUGGGAUCUUUUAUUUCAGCUCAUGAAACAUGGAACCAACACUUUACAUGUUGUGUUUAUAUUGUUGUUCAGUGUAGUUUAGGGGCUGUUUAUACAGAAAAUGGGUAUAAGACCUGUAUAAACUAUUUAUAAUGAUAUGACAAUAUUUUAGGUUGACUAUAAUUCUAUUACACAAUUUCUGAUACAUCACGUCUUACUAUUAUUUUCCUGCAUAGUAAAAUCAGGAUUAUGCUUCUACUGCCAUUCAUUCCAUUUAGACUGGUUUGGAUUUCUCCCUGACCAAGAUGGCUGCCAUUUUCUCCCCAUUCUGGAACUUUGAGGGUUUAUGACAUAGCCCCUCUAGUAAUUUAAUAGGAUCUCUAUGGGCACACCUCGUCAUCAGGCCUGUUGACGAGAGCUGGUCUGACACUGGAGCUGCAGAGCGGACCACAUUUCUUUUCUUUUCAGUAAUCAAGGCCAUACGCAAGCACACACAACAAGAAUGGAUGAAAGGACAUGUGAUGUCCCACACAUAGGGCUGUGAUGAUUAUGGAAUCAUGGUUAAUGAUUAAUUGUCACGCAAAUGGACACUGUUAUUGUCAUAAUUGUCAUUUUUCGUAACCAUUUUUAUUAGCUUGUAAUCCAUCAUAAUCCAUAUUUGAGAUCGGCAACACUUUACUUGACACCCAACGCCAUAACACGUUAUGACACGGUCAUAACCAUGUCAUAAUAUGUCAUAACAGCUGACAUAACUUGCAUAAUUUUAUUUAUUUAUUUUAUAACUUCUUAAGUCCUUUGUUGUUGUUGUUGUUAUGAAUGCUUUUUCCCCAUCAUGUUUUAAAUAACUUGCAGAAAAUACAUUUUAUGACACUGUCAUGAAGCAUUAUGACCAUCCUGUGUCACUUUAUGACUCUGUCAAGAAGCAUUAUGACCAUCAUAAUCAUACAAGCCAGAUAGGCCUAUCACGUGUAUGCCAUGCUCCUGAAAUCUGCUCCUGCAUUCAUCCCAGUCAUCAGCAACAGAGCAUUGGGGUAUGUGCAUGUCUGACAUCAAUUUGUGUGCAAUGAUAAUUUAAUAUUGUCAAUUUCAGAAAAUUGGAUAUACUGUAACAUUAACAUACUGUUGACAAGUAGGCUAUGGUGUAAUGGAAUGUUUUGCCUUGUGUGGUAGGUUUUGUGGGUUUUGACACUCUUAUGUACAACAGGUCUAAAUAUGUGUCAUGAAAGUGUUAUGACGAUAUUAUAACAGGUUAUGACAUGUUAUGUCAGCUGUUAUGAUAUAUUAUGACAUGGUUAUGACCGUGUUAUAACAUGUUAUGACACUGGGUGUCAAGUAAAGUGUAACCAAAUGAUCCAUGACAUACUUUGGUCCACACCGGUCUCAAAAACAAAUGGUUUUGGAAGUGCUGUGCACCUGGUGCCUCACUGCAGAAAUGGAAUGAACGCUCCAAGGGAUGUUCAUUAUGGCAUUAGUAGCAUUUGGAUUAAGUGCAAACUGGAAACUGCAUAUCCUGAGGCGGCAUUUAUUGUAGCUGGGGACUUUAAUAAAGGAAAUAUGAGGAAAACGCUACAGAAAUUCUAUCAAGACGUCUCCUGUGCUACACGCGCAGACUGCUACACAGUAGCCGGCCUCCACCCAGUACCCUGCCCUGAACCUUAGUCAAUGUUCUAGCCGGCUACCACCCGGUACUCUACCCUGCACCUUAGAGACUGUUUGCCCUAUGUACAUAGUCAUUGAACACUGGUCACUUGUUCACAUACUGUUUUACCCACUUCAUAUGUAUCUACUGUAUUCUAGUCAUGGUUCAUCCUAUAUAACUACUGCUGUCCACUUCACAUGUAUAUACUGUAUUCUAGUCAUGGUUCAUCCUAUAUAACUACUGCUGUCCACUUCAUAUGUAUCUACUGUAUUCUAGUCAUGGUUCAUCCUAUAUAACUGCUGCUGUCCACUUCAUAUGUAUAUAGUGUAUUCUAGUCAUGGUUCAUCCUAUAUAACUGCUGCUGUACACACGUUUUCUGUUCAUAUACUGUCCAUACUGUCUAUAAACACCAUCCUAUAUAACUACUGCUGUACACACCUUUUCUGUUCAUAUACUGUCCCUACUGUCUAUAAACACCAUCCUAUAUAACUACUGCUGUACACACCUUUUCUGUUCAUAUACUGUCCAUACUGUCUAUACACACCAUCCUAUAUAACUACUGCUGUACACACCUUUUCUGUUCAUAUACUGUCCCUACUGUCUAUACACACCAUCCCAUAUAACUACUGCUGUACACACCUUUUCUGUUCAUAUACUGUCCAUACUGUCUAUAUACACCAUCCUAUAUAACUACUGCUGUACACACCUUUUCUGUUCAUAUACUGUCCAUAUACACCAUCCUAUAUAACUACUGCUGUACACACCUUUUCUGUUCAUAUACUGUCCAUACUGUCUAUAAACACCAUCCUAUAUAACUACUGCUGUACACACCUUUUCUGUUCAUAUACUGUCCAUACUGUCUAUAUACACCAUCCUAUAUAACUACUGCUGUACACACCUUUUCUGUUCAUAUACUGUCCAUACUGUCCAUACACACCAUUAUACAAUAGUAGAAAAUAAAAACAGUCAAAAUAAAGACAAGCCCUUGAAUGAGUAGGUGUGUCUAAACUUUUGACUGGUACCAUAUAUAUAUAUAUAUAUAUAUACACACACACAUUCCAUUAUAUGUGUACAUACACUCUGACCCGUUUAUUAGGUACACCCAUCUAGUACGGGGUUGGACCGCCCUUUGCCUCCAGAACAGCCUGAAUUCUUCAGGGCAUAUAAACUUUGCUCAAUUGGUAUCAAGGGACCUAACGUGCGCCAGGAAAACAUUCCCCACACCAUUACACCAUCGCCACCAGCCUGUACCGUUGACACCAGGGAGGUUGGGGCCAUGGACUCAUGUUGCUUAGGCCAAAUUCAUGACUGCCAUCAGCAUGACGCAACAGGAACCGGGAUUCGUCGGACCAGGAUUCGUCCACUCCUCAAUUGUCCAGUGUUGGUGAUCACGUGCCCACUGGAGCUGCUUCUUCUUGUUUUUAGCUGAUAGGAGUGGAACCCGGUGUGGUCGUCUGCUGCAAUAGCCCAUCCGUGACAAGGACCGACGAGUUGUGAGUUCCGACAUGUCGUUCUGCACACCACUGUUGUACUGCGUCGUUAUGUUCCUGUUUGCCAGUUAGCUUGCACCAUUCUUGCCAUUCUCUUUUGACCUCUCAUCAACGAGCUGUUUUUGCCCACAGGACUGCCGCUGACUGGAUGUUUUUUGUUUGUCGCAACAUUGUAGGUAAACUCUAGACACUGUCAUGCGUGAAAAGCCCAGGAGGUCGUCCGUUUCUGAGAUACUGGAACCGGCGCGCCUGGCACCGACGAUCAUAGCACGCUCAGUUGUUUAGGUCACUCGUUUUGCCCAUCUAACGUUCAAUAGAACAGUAACUGAAUGCCUCGAUGCCUGUCUGCCUGGUUUAUAUAGCAAGCCACAGCCACGUGACUCACUGUCUGUAGGAGCGAUCAAUUUUCGUGAACGGGGUGGUGUACCUAAUAAACUGGCCACUGUGUAUAUUUAUAUUCCUGUCUCUGACAUUGACAAACUUUUUUUUACUUUUGGGGAUUAUGUGUGUAUUGUUUUGUAUUGCUAGAUAUUACUGCACUGUUGGAGCUAGAAACACAAGCAUUUCGCUGCACCUUUGAUAACAUCUGCAAAUCUGCAAUAAACAUUGAUUUGGGAUUUGAUUUGAAGAACUUUGGGCCAAAACAAUGUGACGAUUUUUCCCUUUCCACCUGUGUCUCCUUAGUGGUCAGUAUGUCCUUGUAUCUCCCUAGUGGUCAGUAUGUCCCUGUAUCUCCGUAGUGGUCAGUAUGUCCCUGUAUCUCCCUAGUGGUCAGUAUGUCCCUGUGUCUCCCUAGUGGUCAGUAUGUCCCUGUGUCUCCCUAGUGGUCAGUAUGUCCCUGUGUCUCCCUAGUGGUCAGUAUGUUCCUGUCAUUUGGUAUUUUGUCAGUAACACACCUUUUCUCCUUCCCUCCAGCUCUGUCCUCUCUAACAGGGGUGAGUGUGUACAUGGCCUACUCUGCUGCAGUCUUCCAGGAGGCUCAGUGUCUGGCUGAGCAGAUGGGGGUCAAUAUGGAGGGGAUCCAGAUCCUGUUUGGCUGGUCCCUGGUCCUGGCCUGGGUCUCCAGUGGAACACAAAUAAUCACCUCCGCUGGCUUUCUGCUGGCCUGCAGAACCAUCACUACACAGAGACAGGAACUGAAAUUA